Sitophilus oryzae (rice weevil) is the source of this 775-nucleotide messenger RNA. RefSeq names its product apolipoprotein D-like. Gene Ontology annotation, molecular function: pigment binding. The transcript has 4 exons. Bases 154 to 759 code for a protein of 201 amino acids. The record is from RefSeq and is a predicted model, not a curated record. Lineage: Eukaryota; Metazoa; Arthropoda; Insecta; Coleoptera; Curculionidae.
UAAAAAACAAAAGCGGUUUGUUAAACUCCAUAUAUCAAUCAGUCAAUAAUUUCAACGGAUCGAGAGCGUACCCGCUUCAAUAGUCCUUCUUUUCCGAUGAACACAUUGUAGAUUGAUCAAGAAAUAUGUAUUUACUCCAGUGCAAACCGUAAAAUGGUUAAAUCAUUUACCUGGAUAUGGUCGGUCCUGCUAGUUUUUGGCUUGGAUUUGAUUAAAAGUACCUUUGGAUAUGGAUUGGGCAACUGUCCAAAAAUUGACUAUAUCAAACAUUUUAACGUAACCAGAUUUGCAGGACACUGGUAUGAAAUAGAAAGAUCAUUUUACCUUAUGGAACUCAUAUCUAGCUGUGUAAGUGUUGAUCUCGAAGUUAAUAGUAAAGGACAAUUAGAUGUUAGUGUUGUUUCAAAAAGUUUAGUAUCCGGGACAUACUCGAUAAGUGAAGGAGUUGCUACUCCAUCCAGGAAAGAUCCAAGCAUCUUAUUAUACAGAGUAAGCAGUAAGCUUCCCCGAUUUAUAAGUCGUUAUCUACCUGGAGCAGGAUUUUAUCAAGUUCUGGAUACUGAUUACAACGACUACGCGGUAUUAUAUUCUUGCACUGAUUUUCAAAUAAUUCAUAUGGAUUUAGUUUGGAUUUGGGCUCGGAAAAAGGACAUAUGUGUAAAAGUUCGAGCAAAAAUAUACGAAAUGUUAACGUCAUAUGAAAUAGAUCCAGAAAGACUUACUUUACCAAAAAAUGUAAACUGUGCUCAUGAUUAUUAAAUAAUCAUCUUUAUUA